AUGCCUUUCUUCUCACGCGUCUUCCGGGGCAAGGACUCCAGUGCCACCAAGAAACAAUCGAAGCCCACCGCUACCGCCGACCCAACCCCCGCGCGACCAAAAUGGACCGACGCCUGGCAACGUACUGAAAUCGCCCCCGAAGAGGUGGCCGAUCUCGUCAGAGGCUGUUCGCAGGAAUUGAAGGCGCGAGCUCUCGAUGUUCCUUUCCUCCUCCUACCUUUCCGCCCGACCUCCGACCCCAGCGCUGCCCGCACCUUCAUUCGCAACUACUUCAAUCAGUCCUUCGAGAGAGGGGCUCCCGUCGCUGGAGAUGGCUUGAUGCAGGAGCUACGGCUCAAUGAGCCUAUGGUGCUUUGCAGUGUCUUGAAAUGGUGUUGGAGUAGAUUGCCCGGAGGUAUCGUGACAUGGGACGCCUAUGAACUGUUCAAGGUUGGCGAACAAGAUUCGGAUCACGCCCUCGACGCCUUCUCUACCUUCAUUCCCCUGAGUGUGGACUCCGAUGCCCGUACUAGCAUUAUCAACGACUUCUUCGACCUUCUUGCUGCCAUUGCGGCGCACGGCAAAUCCAACGGUCUUGGAGGACGCAAGCUUUCCCGCUAUGCUGGAUGGUGGGCCUUCGAGCACAGUGAUACCGGCGGUGGCUUCGAGGCCUCUUACAAAAAUUGGGCUGCUGCUGCCGAUGCCACGAGCCAUCUCUUCUUCGCUUAUCUCCUCACAACGACCAAGGUUGUCAUGAUUGUUGACACCGUCUCUCCCACUCCUUUCUCGCUGCUCCGUCGUGCCAAGAACUUUGAAUACCGCGACGAACACUGGAAUCUACAGGAAUUCUCCAAUUACGAGGACCCUGUCAAGGCAUUGACUGACGAGUGCCUGCGUGUUUUGGGAUGUAUUUCUUCCACGAAUGAGUCUAGUGUCUCCAGCUCGAAGCAAUCCACUAGCCUUCGCGACGCAUCCUGGUCGAGAUUUGAGGAUAUCGGAUUUGGCGGUGCCAUUGACUCUGAUCCCGAAGAUGAGGAUCAUAGGGCCCCAGCUCCACCCAAGAGCGAACCGGCAGCUAGCCUGAGGACCUCGCCUCGGUCCCAGGGUGGUGACCUUGGACGUCCCACAACCCCAUCCUGGGCAGACUUCAUGUCUUCCGGCUUCGCGGAUGAGGGAAACCUGAAACAAAAUGUUACACCCUUGCUGCUAACCCCGGACAAGAUGCUUCCUCCAAUUGCUGCCACUCGUGGCAUGAGCUCCCAGUCCCACAAACGCCAUUUAGAUGCCGAACCCGCUUUGGAACCGGCUGAGUUGGCCAGCAUCAACACCUUCGAUCUGGAUGACUCGUUCUGGUGGGUAUGGAUCACCAGUCUGUCUAGCGACGAGCCUCUCGCCCGCAAGGCUGUCUUCGGCCGGUGCGCACUGCUCGAGACUGUCAUUCGGGGGACCAAGUGGCUGGUCCUGGAAGAGCAGGUGAAGGGUGCCGCCCCAGAGCCAGAAGCUGGCGCACAGUUCGUUGAGAAGAAGAGCUUCUUCAGCUUCGGAAGCCGUAAGGGCACAAAGCUAAACCGCCGCAAGUCAUCGGCCAAGAAGGUUUCCCCCAUUGAGGAGUCGUAUAAACGUGCCAACAACCAAGCUCCUCAGAGCAAGUCCAGCAUUGGGCCUGAUCAACACAAGCGCAUUCAAGCUGCUGCUGCCGCCCUCCAGAGGAAGCACCGCGAGGAGGCUGAAGCUAAAGAUAACAAUGUUAACUUUGGCCGGGAUAACUUCUCCACCAAAACUAACUCUGUUUUGACGCUUCAGCCGGGCAUUGUCAAUGAAGCUUCCUCGGCCAUGAAAUGGACCAAAAACUAUGACAAGAACGCCUACCGUACCGCCUACCUGAGUGAUAUCCGUGCUGGUACUGGCGCUGUCUCUGGAAAUGGAGAACCUAUUGAGGCUGCCGACACUAUCGAGCCCAGAACUCUACCAUACCCCCCCGCUGCCCUUCCUCCCACCACUUCUAGGAAUGGCCCCCCUCCUCCUCCUCCCAAGGACCCUGCCGCCGUGGCAACGCCUCUGCCGCCCUCUCCGGAGCCGGCCAAGAAGAUCUUGGAAGAGCCAACCCCACAGCCUGAGAAGAAGGGUAACGCGAAGACUGUCGUCAUCGAGGACCCCGUCGACUCACAACCCAAGCAAUCCUUGGACGAGUCGAACAAGAAGCUGAAGAAGAAGACCGGUAACAAUGGCUUCAAGAACAUGUUCGGCACCAGCAAGAAGAAGACGACCGAGCAGCCUGCCAUGAAGAGCACCGGUGCCAAGGAGACCUCUUCUGUUGCUGCUGCUCGCGCUGCCCUUGAGGCCAAGGCUGCUGCUGCUCAGGAAUACAGUGCGCCCUCCCCUCCCAAGCCUGCCGUGAAGAAGAAGCCCGUUCCCGAGAAGCCUAGCACCCCCCUACCUGCCCCGGCGCCCGAGAAACCAUCCACUCCUCAGCAGGCCCCCGAGUCUCCCGAGCAGCCUCGUGUUCCCAUCUCCCCUGCCAACACUGCUGGAAGCGGUCCUCCCCAGACCCGCCAUGCUGUCGAGUACGAUGCCCUCUCUCGUGUGGAUACGAACGAGCGCAACGCCGCCGACCAAGAGUUCUCCAAGUUCGACCAGGGUCCCCUUCUAGAGCAACCUGCCUUUGUACCUGAUACCCCGGCCACACCGACUGCCCCAGCCCCAGCCCCAGUUCACUCCGAGCUCCCUCAGACCCCAACCAACGGCCACGAUGAAAAGUCCCAAUACACCACUACUCAGGCCGAGGCCAUGGCUGCUGAAGAGGACCGCUGGGCGCAGAUCCGCAAGAACGCCGCCGAGCGUCAAGCUGCCGAAGCUACAGACUCUGCCCCUGCCCGCCCUAGUGAGGAGCCCGAGGCACGCGUCAGUCAGUCAGAACGCUCUGACGAGGGCGAUACCAGCGGCGAAGAGACUAUCGAGUCGCGUGUCGCCCGCAUCAAGGCCCGCGUUGCCGAAUUGACCGGCCAAACCGCUUAA
This is a messenger RNA of Penicillium waksmanii, 2994 nucleotides long. RefSeq names its product DUF1708 domain-containing protein. Bases 1 to 2994 code for a protein of 997 amino acids. Lineage: Eukaryota; Fungi; Ascomycota; Eurotiomycetes; Eurotiales; Aspergillaceae. The transcript has 9 exons. The record is from RefSeq and is a predicted model, not a curated record.